Messenger RNA from Drosophila innubila, 1048 nucleotides. RefSeq lists its product as uncharacterized. Lineage: Eukaryota; Metazoa; Arthropoda; Insecta; Diptera; Drosophilidae. The record is from RefSeq and is a predicted model, not a curated record. The coding region runs from base 22 to 885 and encodes 287 amino acids. The transcript is spliced from 2 exons.
AUAUAAUAUUGUAAAUUCAAGAUGAGCAACACUUCCAAUAGUGAAAUGGAUUUUUCUGCGAGUACACCGGAUCAAGUCACCGUGACUACCGCAGAUUUGCAGUUUUUGUUAUCCCAUCAAGUUAAUAUGGUAAUGGAUCAAUUUUAUUCAAUGUACUCACGGGCGUAUGAUAAACUGGAGAAUGCGAUUAUGGGGGAAUUGAUGCCAAGGUUGCGUUACACCAAGAAAGGACACGAUCGUCUGGUGCACAAGGUUAUGCGUCGCUUGGAGAAACUCCGUCCAUUUGCUCAGAGUCCCCAUAGGACUUCGUCUGAGCAGAUUAUUAAGGAUUGGGAAUGUGAAUCGGUUAAAAACCAGGCUAAGCAGAAGAAGCAAGAGUAUAACGUCAACAAAGAUGAGCAGAAGAGCAGCAAGGAUUCGGAAAAACAGUGCGCAAAGUCACAACGCAAGCAUAAAAAACGGCCGAAAGAACUGAUUAAGGAGGAAGGGGAGUGCUACCCCGCUGAAUAUCGUGAUUCCCCUGUAGAUGUGACAUUUUUACGCAAACGUCUCUCAUCUCUGCUACGAUCCAUCAAUAGCUCUAAUCCCAGUAGCAGUGUGGGGACGAUGAUGCACUCAAAAGGAAUUCACGGCAAGGACGUCAGAUUUAUCUAUCAAAAUCAAACAUUUCCCCCUGUGCCCAUUAGCGAAAUCGCGAUAGCGCCGAAUGAUAAAAUCUUCUGCGAUGACUGCACUUCUAAUCUGUCAAGACGCGAAAGUCAUCGAAACGAACUCAGCGAAUACGAUCGGAAUUCGUUGAUUUCGAUGUUGCGUUUAGCAUUUCCUUCCAACUCGAAAUAUCACUCUGAUCACAAGAAGAAACACAAGCGCAUCUAUAAGCCCUAGAAAACCGACUCUGGUAGGGAUUCAUUUCCACCAUUUAUGAUGUGGUUUCUUGGUGUCCCUCAAGCUACUCCGUCCCGACAUUUUAUCUAUCCACUGACGAUUCGCAAUGAUGUAUAUUCUUUAUAAAUAAAAUAAAAACGUUUUGGAUCUAUUUAUAUUGAUA